Molecule: messenger RNA, 1572 nt
Organism: Aspergillus tanneri
Lineage: Eukaryota; Fungi; Ascomycota; Eurotiomycetes; Eurotiales; Aspergillaceae
Gene: cox10
Product: protoheme IX farnesyltransferase
Exons: 1
Coding region: 1-1572 (523 amino acids)
Biological process (GO): heme biosynthetic process
Cellular component (GO): membrane; mitochondrion
Molecular function (GO): protoheme IX farnesyltransferase activity
Source: RefSeq, a predicted model, not a curated record
AUGAUCCUCCUCCGUCCCUCCUUACGGAGGCUGGGACCGCCUCGCGAGGGUUUCCUCGUGUGCUCCCGAUGUCUUUUACGUCCCAAUCGCUCUUAUGCGCCCUCCGCAGCACGCAGUUUCUUCUCGUUCUCGCGCCUACAAUCAAGUAUUGCAGGUAGCCCACAGGCUUCAUCGAGCCUAAACAAGUCAUAUUUCUCGGCAAAUCAAGGUGUGGGUGUCUCCGAAAGAAAGGAUGGCCUGUUUUCUUCGUUACCUCCCACCAAUGCUGCGGACCCAAUAUCAUCAUUGUCAGAGAAUAAGACCAAGCCCGGACCAAUUGCUUCGGAAUUGGACCGAUCAGAGUUGCCUCAUCGCCGGAGGAAACGUCUAAAGGAAGAGUCUGGUGGAAACAAUGCGGAAGAGCCCGUAAUCCCCCCCGAUGCCUCCGCACAGUUGUCAUCUCUUUCUUCCGCACUCCCCGCAACAUCUCUCCGCCGCAAAUUGGCCGCUUAUCUCGCCCUCACCAAGCCUCGUCUCUCCUUCUUGAUCAUAUUGACUACGACCUCUGCAUAUGGGAUGUAUCCCAUCUCUUCUCUCCUCACACUCGAUCCAUCCAUGGCACCACUUCCGACUCUCUCGACAUCCACCCUGACCUUCCUUUAUUUGACCGUGGGCACGUUUCUAUCCAGCUGCAGUGCCAAUACCUUGAACAUGAUAUUCGAGCCCAAGUAUGAUGCGCUUAUGUCGCGAACAAGAAACAGGCCUUUGGUACGGGGCCUGGUCUCCCGUCGCGCCGCUGUUCUGUUCGCGAUUGCGACGGCUGCCUCGGGUCUUGGUUUGUUGUACUUCGGAACGAAUCCCACGGUGACAGCGCUUUCGGCCGCUAACAUCUGCCUGUAUGCAUUUGUCUAUACCCCGUUGAAGCGUGUGCAUGUUAUCAAUACUUGGGUGGGGGCUAUUGUCGGAGGUAUCCCUCCCCUAAUGGGCUGGGUGGCGGCGGCCGGCCAGACAGCGACCACGGGCCAUGACACAUGGCGUGACAUGCUCUUUAGUGAGGAGAGUAUUGGUGGAUGGCUCCUUGGUGCUGUUCUUUUUGCGUGGCAAUUCCCCCAUUUUAACGCCCUUUCCCAUACCAUCCGUGAAGAGUAUAAGAAUGCUGGAUAUAAGAUGCUUUGCUGGACCAACCCAGCGAGGAACGCCCGUGUCGCUUUACGCUACUCCAUUCUCAUGUUUCCGAUCUCCAUCGGCCUCUGGUGGGUCGGUGUCAUGGGCCAUGGAUUCCUGGUUGGCAGCACAAUCGCCAACGGCUGGUUAGUCAAGGAGGCGUACCGAUUCUGGCAACAUCAGGGUGCCAACGGCACUGCACGUGGUCUAUUCUGGGCCAGUAUCUGGCAACUUCCGGUACUUCUCAUUGGCGGUCUCGUCACUAAGAAGGGCCUGUGGGAUGGUGUUUGGAGAAAUGCCUUCGGUCUACCAGAAGAGGAAGAGGAUGACUACGUUUAUUAUGAUGAGGAAGAAACUGAAGAUGCUUUAAAUCAGAACUCAGCCUCAUCCCAUUCGACGGCGGUUUCUCGUUCUGCCACCUCGGUGUGA